UUCAAUCGGACGUCGAACGAGAACAGUUGGAAUUUUUAGUCGCCACAAAGUUUUUUUAGAAACAAAAAGAACCGGGUUUGACCAAUUUCAGGAUGUAUUUUUGUCAAAAACGGCACAAUGCCGCGCUAUUGGCGGUGGUGUUUUUAGUUUUGACCCUAGUCGCCGAAGAUGUGGAUGCUAAAUUUACACUCGGUAAAAGUCGCUGUAGGUCCAGUUCCUCUCGCAGCUGCUCAUCAACACGCCGUUCACCGAGACCUGGCUCGCAAUCCAAGACCUCUACACAUCACCUUAAAAAAAAAACUGAUAAAGGCCAAUCGAAAGCAAUCGAGGUCAGCCGUUCCCAGACGAACAAAAAAAAUCCCUCAGCUCCCACCUUACCAAUUGGUUGGAAUGUCCCAGCCACCCAAAUGCAUGGCAAAACCAAUCACCAGAAUCAAACCCCUACGUCAGGAACUACCAGUGGAUCUCUGCCCAUUUUCCAUGCCCACAAUGGGCCUUCAAACUAUCCCCAUCAGCAAUCCCACGUAACUGCAACUGUCAACCCUAUGCCUGAAGGAAUAUUUCUACCUGGAGCUAAUACCCCGGUUGCAAAUAGGUCCUCGAAAAGCUUUAUCAACAAACUCGUUGUUGGAGUGGGUAAGGCCAUUGUGAAGCAUAACAAUAACGAUGAUCGCAAGCCCAAUGUCAUUAUUAUCAACAAUGGAUCACCCCAAAAAGUGCCCAGCAGUCCUGUUCGAACGAAAGCAACCCAAACAACAGUUUCCUCCCCACGGCCAGUGCUAUCAACUUCAACUUCAACUUCCUCACCAAGAAGAAAAGCUCAAUCUAAUAAAUCUCGUACUGGUACUAUUAUUUGUGUGAUGGACAAGACCUUCUGCUAUUCAACUUCUACCGGCUCAAAACUUUCACUUGGACACUUUGGCUUUCUUUCUAUGGUAUUAGUGAUGACUCUGGUAGCAGCCCUCCGUUAG
This is a messenger RNA of Drosophila eugracilis, 971 nucleotides long. RefSeq names its product myb-like protein U. The transcript is spliced from 2 exons. Bases 93 to 971 code for a protein of 292 amino acids. The record is from RefSeq and is a predicted model, not a curated record. Lineage: Eukaryota; Metazoa; Arthropoda; Insecta; Diptera; Drosophilidae.